This is a messenger RNA of Gallus gallus (chicken), 2045 nucleotides long. RefSeq names its product nuclear RNA export factor 1 (gene NXF1). Gene Ontology annotation, molecular function: RNA binding; protein binding. Lineage: Eukaryota; Metazoa; Chordata; Aves; Galliformes; Phasianidae. The transcript is spliced from 21 exons. Gene Ontology annotation, biological process: poly(A)+ mRNA export from nucleus. Gene Ontology annotation, cellular component: nucleus; cytoplasm. The coding region runs from base 19 to 1866 and encodes 615 amino acids. The record is from RefSeq and is a predicted model, not a curated record.
GAGGGAAGAAGCGCUGCGAUGGCGGAGGAGAGCAAGGGGGGUUACAGCGAGCAUGAUGACCGCGUCGGGGGCAGAGGUUUUUCGGGCCGCCGAAAGAAAGGCCGCGGUCCUUUCCGGGGCAAAAUGUACAGCGAAAUGAAUAACCGCAAUUCCCGGAACCGGGGGGGACCCCCGAACGCCCGGCAGCGACCGGAGGAGGACGACGGGGACGUGGCCAUGAGCGACGCUCACGAUGCUCCGCGGGGCCGAUAUUUGCCCUAUGGGCCGAGGCCGACCCGCGCCCCCCACCUGACGGUGCGUCGCGAUCUCCCCCCCGGGGAGCGGAGCAGCGGCGCCGCACGCGAUGGUGGUCGCAGGAAUUGGUUCAAGAUCACCAUCCCAUAUGGGAAGAAAUACGACAAGACGUGGCUGCUCAGCUCCAUCCAGAACCUCUGCAGCGUUCCCUUCACGCCCGUUGAGUUCCAUUACGACCACAACCGCGCACAGUUCUACGUGGAGGAUGCCAGCACGGCCAGCGCCCUGAAGCAGGUGUCCCGGAAGAUCACUGACCGUGAUAACUACAAGGUGGUGAUCAUCAUCAACUCGUCCGCUCCUCCUCAGUCGCUGCAGAAUGAGCUGAAAGCAGAGGAAAUCGAGCAACUGAAGGUUUGCAUGAGUAAGAGGUACGAUGGUUCACAGCGGGCGUUGGAUCUCAAGGGCCUUCGUGUUGACCCAGACCUGGUGUCGCAGAGCAUCGACGUGGUGUUGAACCAGCGCAGCUGCAUGAUGGUGGUGCUGCGCAUCAUCGAGGAGAACAUCCCCGAGCUGCAGUCCCUCAACCUGAGCAGCAACAAACUCUACCGCUUGGACGACCUCUCGGAGCUGGCCCAGAAAGCUGCUGGCCUGAAGAUCCUCGACCUCUCGCGCAACGAGCUGAAGUCGGAGCGUGAGCUGGACAAGGUGAAGGGCCUGAAGCUGGAGGAGCUGUGGUUGGAUGGCAACCCCCUGUGCGACACUUUCCGUGACCAAUCCUCCUACAUCAGCUCCGUCAGAGAGCGCUUCCCGAAGCUGCUGCGCCUGGAUGGCCAUGAGCUCCCUCCCCCCAUCGCCUUCGAUGUGGAGGCUCCCGUCACGCUGCCGCCCUGCAAGGGCAGCUAUUUUGGUUCCGACGACCUGAAGGUGCUGGUGCUGCGCUUCUUACAGCAGUAUUACUCCAUUUACGACUCCAGUGACCGGCAGGGUUUGUUGGAUGCUUAUCACGACGGCGCCUGCUGCUCCCUCAGCAUUCCCUUCGGCCCCCAGAACCCCCCCAGGAACACACUGAACGAGUACUUCAAGGACAGCCGCAAUGUGAAGAAGCUCAAAGACCCCACCAUGCGAUUCAAGCUGCUGAAGCACACGAGGCUGAACGUGGUGGCCUUCCUGAAUGAGCUGCCCCGCACACAGCACGACGUCAGCUCCUUCGUGGUGGAUGUCUGUGCACAGACCAAUACGCUGCUGUGCUUUGCUGUCCACGGGAUCUUCAAGGAAGUGGACGGCAAAUCCCGCGACUCAGUGCGCGCCUUCACCCGCAUGUUCAUCGCCGUGCCGGCCGGCAACACCGGGCUGUGCAUUGUUAACGAUGAGCUCUUCGUCCGCAACGCCACGGCUGAGGAGCUGCGCCGCGCCUUCGUCAUGCCGGCCCCCACGCCGUCCUCCAGCCCCGUGCCCACGCUGGCGGCCGAGCAGCAGGAGAUGUUGGCAGCCUUCGCCAUGCAGUCUGGCAUGAACCUCGAGUGGUCCCAGAAGUGCCUGCAGGACAAUGACUGGGACUAUGGACGUGCCGGGCAGGUCUUCACCCAGCUUAAGCUGGAAGGCAAAAUCCCGGAAGUGGCAUUCCUCAAAUAAGGGGGGGGGGGGGGGCCCUGUUGUCGUCCCCCUCUUCGUUCCGCCCCGGUUGCUGCGUUUUAUUGACCCCCCCCUCCCCCACAUCCGGGACGACCCCCACCUCCCCUUCCCCCCCCCCCCUCACUCCCGGUUCACCGCUUUUCUGUUUUGUAAAUAAUUAAAACCGGUUUCGAGUCUGA